Molecule: messenger RNA, 1142 nt
Organism: Salvelinus fontinalis (brook trout)
Lineage: Eukaryota; Metazoa; Chordata; Actinopteri; Salmoniformes; Salmonidae
Product: carbonic anhydrase 4-like
Exons: 8
Coding region: 1-957 (318 amino acids)
Cellular component (GO): plasma membrane
Molecular function (GO): zinc ion binding; carbonate dehydratase activity
Source: RefSeq, a predicted model, not a curated record
AUGAAUCGUCUUGUGGUUAUCAUUGCGACUAUCCUUGUCCCCACUGGAUACAGUGCUGCAGAAGUUUUGUGGUGUUACCAUGAUCCUAGUUGUAAUGACACUACUUGGCCCACCAUUGCCACUGAACAUUGCAACGGUUCCCAUCAGUCUCCCAUCAACAUCAUCUCCGCAUCGGCAGUGGGCGACGCAAACCUGACUGAAUUCAACUUCACCAAAUACGGAGACAACUCUACAAUGAAGAAUAUCAAGAACACUGGCGAAACUGUCAAAGUGAUGCUCAAUAGUGGCGUCCAGAUUACAGGUGGGGCACUGUCUGAGGCCUAUGACAGCCUGCAGUUUCACCUCCACUGGGGGAACGGUACCUCAGUACCUGGGUCGGAGCACACAGUGGAUGGAACACGCUACCCCAUGGAGUUACACAUAGUACAUUCCAAGUCUUCGCUCAAUGGUAACACGACUGCGGCCGUUGCAGACGACACAGGACUCGCUGCUCUUGGAUUCUUCAUAGAGUCAAUGCCAGGUAAUGCGACAUGGAAUGCAGCAUGGAAUACUCUGACAUCAUACUUGGCCAACAUCACACUAAAAGAUGAUAUUGUAAACAUUACUCAUGCUAUUUCAUUGGAUGAGCUCCUGGAAGGGGUGGACCGUACCAAAUACUACCGUUACCUUGGCUCCCUGACCACUCCAAAUUGCAAUGAGGCUGUGGUUUGGACCGUGUUUAAGGACCCUAUCAAAGUCAGCCAGGACUUGAUUGAUCUCUUCAGCACUACAUUGCACAUUGGCCACAACUCCACCUCUGCCUUGAUGACCAACGUCUUCAGGAACAUCCAGCCUGUCAACGGCCGGAUGGUGACGACCCAGAGCAGCCCGACCACAGCCCCGCCAGUGUCAGGAGCCUCCACAAUGUGCUCCUCUCUGGCCCUCAUGGCGCUGGCCUGGAUGCUGCUGAGGGUUUAGUGACGGCUAUUAAUGCCUUACCUGAAGUGCACUUCCAUGUCUCCAUUAACCCCAAAGCUAAAUACUGUACAUUGAUUACCACAUGGGUCAUUUUGACCCCAUGGAGAAACUAUUGGAAAAAACAACAAUCAUAGCAAAAUAGAAACUUAUUUUGUAUCAAAACAUCAUUAUUUAGACAUGUAAUU